AUCGGUCUCUCAAUCCCCAAGAUUCCAUAGAUUGUUGUACUCCGACUUCACCGUUGAGCGGCAUUGGCUUUUCCAUUGCACCCACUCUGCCUAGUCUUUGAAUCCUCCCUCCCUCCCUCUCCUCUUAAUCCCCUUCGUCCUCCUCCUUCAAUCCUCCCUCGAAAGCUAUCUCCUUUCUAGCUAUGGUUUGCCGCACCCCCGACGCUAAGCAAGAUGAGUCCCCGCCGCCUCCGCCGCCGCCGGAGUUUGAUGCUACUGUCCUCAGCCAGCAGCGCGAUAUACCCGCCCAGUUUAUCUGGCCAGAAGGAGAAAAGCCCACAGAAGACGCCUGCGAGGAGCUUCCCGUACCGCUCAUAGACCUCGCCGGCUUUCUCUCAGGCCAGCCGGAAUCAGCCGCCGAGGUCGUCCGCCUUGUCGGCGAAGCCUGCUCCUCACAUGGCUUCUUCCAGGUCAUAAACCACGGCAUAUCAUCUCAGCUCCUCACCGAUGCUCACCGCUCCGUCGAAUCCUUUUUCUCCAUGUCACUCCAGGAGAAACAGAGAGCUCAGCGAAAGCCCGGCGAGAGCUGCGGCUACGCCAGCAGCUUCACCGGUCGCUUCUCCUCGAAACUCCCAUGGAAAGAAACCCUUUCCUUUCGUUUCUCCCCUUUCUCCACCGUCGUUUUCGAAUACUUCGCGAACACUCUCGGCGAGGAGUUUCGACAUUUCGGGGAAGUGUAUCAGGACUACUGCGAGGCAAUGAGCAAGCUGUCGCUGGAGAUAAUGGAGGUUCUCGGGAUGAGCCUUGGCGUUGGCAAAGCUCAUUUCCGUGAUUUCUUUCAUGGCAAUGAAUCGAUAAUGAGACUCAAUUACUACCCUCCAUGCCAGAAACCAGAGCUCACGUUAGGAACAGGGCCUCACUGCGACCCCACAUCCCUCACCAUUCUUCAUCAAGACGACGUCGGCGGCCUUCAGGUCUUCACCGACGGGCGGUGGCGCACCAUCAGACCCAAAACUGACGCCUUUGUCGUCAACAUCGGCGAUACUUUCAUGGCGUUGUCGAACGGGAGAUACAAGAGUUGUCUUCACAGGGCGGUGGUGAACAGAGAAGUGCCGAGGAAGUCGCUGGCUUUCUUCUUGUGCCCGGAGAUGGAGAAGGUGGUGAGGCCACCGAACGGCUUAGUUGACUCGGACCACCCGCGGGUUUACCCAGACUUCACGUGGUCCGCUUUGCUUGAGUUUACACAGAAGCAUUACAGAGCUGAUAUGAAAACACUUGAUGCCUUCUCGCAGUGGAUUCAGGGCCCCGUUGCCAUUUGAUUUUCUUCGCUCUUUACUUUCACCACGGGAGCUUCCGGAUUUUGUUAAUUCACGCAUCCCCGCCUUUUUUUUCCUUUUUUUAUUUUUUUUGCUAUAUAAAUUUCUCCUUCUUCUUCUGCUUCUUCUUUCUUGUCUGCCAAAUAGUAUUUUGCAUGCUCUGCUUUCUGUCAUAUGUUGGUAAUUGAAAAAAGUUGUUAUUUUUAUGGCAAUAUAUUCGUAAAAAUUUCUUUUCA
This is a messenger RNA of Dendrobium catenatum, 1531 nucleotides long. Its product is annotated as gibberellin 20 oxidase 1-D. Gene Ontology annotation, molecular function: gibberellin 20-oxidase activity. NCBI's taxonomy places the organism in Eukaryota, Viridiplantae, Streptophyta, Magnoliopsida, Asparagales, Orchidaceae. Gene Ontology annotation, biological process: gibberellin biosynthetic process; flower development; unidimensional cell growth. The record is from RefSeq and is a predicted model, not a curated record. Bases 183 to 1298 code for a protein of 371 amino acids. The transcript has 3 exons.